Molecule: messenger RNA, 2169 nt
Organism: Bombyx mandarina (wild silkworm)
Lineage: Eukaryota; Metazoa; Arthropoda; Insecta; Lepidoptera; Bombycidae
Product: SET domain-containing protein SmydA-8
Molecular function (GO): protein binding
Source: RefSeq, a predicted model, not a curated record
GCACCUGGUUUUAAUCACUUCUGUACUUACCAUUAAUUAAUAAAAACAAGAUAGAAAAACAAGAGGAUAGAUUUAACUCAAACUAUUAAUUAUACAACAUCUUAAAUUAAACAUCAGGUGCCUAUUGGACGCUCGCGGGAAACGCACGUCGAUUCGCCUCAGUUAAAUACGGAGAAAAUUUACAGCGACCGUUUUGGGUGAAGGUAAAACGUAUCAAAUAUCAAAUUCAUUGUGUGUUCUAGCAUAGUACAGAGCGAGUCACGCCGCGGCAGGAUGCUAUCAUCAAACCAAUUGACGCAGAUGGUGCACAAAUAUCUCGGUCUCUAUAACUCUACAGACUGCAUACAGCAAAUCUGUAAAUGGACGGUCCGAGAAUCAACGGUGGGCGGUCGAGGAAUAAUAGCCACUGAAGACAUUCUGUGUGGAGAAGUUUUGUUUGUUGAUCGUCCUUUGAUUUUUGGUCCGCGUUGUGGAAAUGUCAUCAGAGGAUGUACAGUUUGCUCCAAAUUCGAAGAUGACGGAUUCUUUAAGUGUUCUCUGUGCGCCCUAUUGCUAUGCUCAACGGAAUGUCAAGAUUUUCACACUGAUGAUUGCAACAUUAUUGCUGGUUGGAAGAAAAAAGUUGACAUUGAAGAAAUAGACGAAAUUGUAAUGUCACAUGCCCUAGCCGCCAUAAGAGCAUUGUCUUUAAACCAAGAACAAAAACAAUUUAUGAGCGCUUUAGCAGCACACACAUUACCACAACAUGGCGGUGAAAUCAUAAAACUCAAGCAGUAUUUUGAAAUACCUGAAGAAAUUGAAAAAGAUAUGAUAUUCGCUUGUCAAGCUUUAGAUACAAAUGCAUUUCAAAUUGCAACACCGUACGGCAAGAAGGAAAUGAGUCUUCGUGGUUUGUACCCUGUAGCAGGACUCAUGAAUCAUAGUUGUUUGCCAAAUGCGACAUAUAGUUACAAUGAUGAACGUCAAAUGAUCGUUAAAACGAGUCGAUUCAUUGCAGCUGGAACUGAAAUAUUCACUUGCUAUUCUGGGAUUUUAUGGGGAACGACGACUCGACGCAGUUAUUUAUUCAAAACAAAACAUUUUUGGUGCAAGUGUGAACGGUGCGCGGAUCCUACGGAAAACGGUACUAUGCUCGCUGCCCUCUGUUGUUUAGCGAACGAAUGUACGACGGGAUAUCUUCUGCCGAUCGAACCACUGAAGUCUUCGUCUUCAUGGCAAUGUACAGCGUGUGGUCUCCGCGUGCCAAGUAAAAUUAUCUACAAAAUACAGGUAGCUUUAGGGACCUUAAUAAGCACUUUAGACUUCCAAAACCUUGAACAAAUGGAGAAUUUCCUAAUGAAAAGGGUCACAAAAUUCGUGCCAAAAGUUAAUCACAUAGUCGUCGACCUCCAAUGCCGACUCAUAUGGGAAUUCGGAGACGUACAAGGGUAUCGCUGGCACGAGCUAACGGAAUCGCGGCUAUCCCUGAAAUUGGUCCUGUGCCGAGAUAUAUUGGCCACGCUGGCGGCCCUGGGUUUAGAAGACUCGCACCUGUGCGGCCUGCUAUUCUACCACCUGCACGCCACGCUAGCAGAACGCGCCAGGCGCCACCCAGACUUAUAUGACGGUCUGAAAUCAGAAAUAGAGAGUACCAUAGAAAGAGCGUACCGAAUCCUCCGAGGCGAUAUAUCCGCUCCAGUUGACCUUGAGUUGAGAUAUCGCUAUCUUGGUCCCGAUUGUGAAAAACCACAGCAAGAGAGAUUCUCCAUCCUCAGUAUAUAAUCCAAAUGCAAGAGUAACGAGUAGCCAAAAUGUUGACGGCACAAGAUUUUUAAAUCAAUAGUAUAUGUAUGAUAUAAAUAUAAAUAUGAUAUAAAUAGUUGACACAGUAGGUAACUUAUUUGAAAAACAAAUUUAAUUUAUGUUCACGUGUAGUUUCAUAGUAUACUUACAUUAUUUCUAGAUAUUAGAUCGGAUAUGCAUGAUUUAUUCUAUUCAAACUGACCAUUUCACACUGUAAUUCGUUCUAACCGCUCAUAUGGCCGUUAUGGCUUUUGACCCCCCUCAAGCGCCCCAAUGUUUUUUGUUAAAGCUUUAAUUUAUAAUACCUAGAAUAUUAUAACGGAAAAAAAGAACAAUGUUGUAUUAAUAUUUUAAAAAAACGGUAAUAAAUAACUAUACGAAAACUAA